UCUGCUAUGUUCUGCUCACUGCGCCGUGACAGCAGGAUCUCCAAGAACCGUCAUCUCGAAGCCACUGAAGCCAUGAUCAAACUGCAUUGCUUGGGCGCUGGUGCUGGAGUGACGGCUAUCUAUAAUGGUGAACCCAGCAGUUCAUGGGCGCUGUCCAUGAGAGGGAAACCUUUCUUCUUGGCAGAUCUGGGUGUUGGCGUCUGCAAAUCCGCUUUGAAGCAUCUAGGAUGCAUCCCCUCGACGAUCUUCGUCAGCCACAACCAUAGUGAUCAUGCGGCAGAGCUCCCUGUGGUCCUGGCAGUGGAAGGCCUGCAGAGGAAACGCUUGAUGCAAGUGGUGGCAGCCCCAGAGGUGCUGUCCAGGCUUCAGAGCCAUCGAAUGCACGAGUUGCAAAGCAGCGGGCAUCAGAUCGAUGACUUUGCUCGCUGGGUCGAUGCUCCCGAAGAAGCGACCAUUGAGCUGGAAACUGAUGUGAACACCAUGAAGCUGACAGCCCAUCGCUCUCGUCACAGUGAAACCUGCUUUGGUGCUUUCCUGGAGUUAGGCGGCCUCCGCAUCGGUUGGACUGCAGAUAGCGGCUUCAGCCAAGGUCUGUUGGAUCGCCUGAGCCGCAACUCGCAACUGUUGAUCGUCGAUGCGCGAGCUGUUGGAGGACCUGAACACGCAAGUUUCCAGGACAUUGUGGAAUACGUCUCUUCGAAACCCGACCUGGACUUUUUGGGUGUACGGCCGGAGCAGAGUCAAUGCCAAGUGGCAGUCAUCGGCUAUGGUGCCCAGAGCGAGUCCCCCUCUUCUGAAGAUCUGCCGAGCAGUGCUGUACUCCGACCAGGAGAUGUGAUUGAGUUUUGUGAGGAUACUCUGCGACCAUAUCGUUGCACUGCAACAACCUCCAACUGUGGGUCAAGAGUUCUGCUUUGUGGCUGGUGCCAGUGAACACGCCAACAACGGAGGUGAACAUCUGGGCAGGCCAUUGUAGAAUUCCAUGGAGACAACCUGUGAUUCUCUGCAAUUCCUAUAGCUGACAUGGCUGGGCCAACUUCUGCAAAUUCAUGGGCCAAAGAUGAGCCAAGAGUGACAACAUGGAUUGGAUCUGGAAGCAGUGCCAGGACCCAAAGUCAGGGUCGGAAGCUGAGUAAAGCGAUGGCCCAGAGAAAGCUUCACAGCAGCGGCGCAGUGGGAACAAUCUCGCCUGAUGGCUGGGAGGAAGAAUCUUCGUUUGACGCCGGCCUUCCUGGCCUUCAUGGCCGCGUUUGCGAGCAGGAAUGUGGUUUGUCAUUGAUGCAGCGAGGGACAGGAUGGUUUGAGCAGAAAA
Molecule: messenger RNA, 1312 nt
Organism: Cladocopium goreaui
Lineage: Eukaryota; Dinophyceae; Suessiales; Symbiodiniaceae
Source: the annotation of a GenBank genome assembly